UUCUCGUGCAUUGAAAGCUAGCAAAUAAAUGCUUAAAAUCAGCAAUGUUUGACUGUGUAUAUAUUAAUUAAAAUACUCUAUUUCUUGUGCUUUUAUUUAAUACGGAUAUAUUUAACUACAAAAAUGAGAAUUCGAUGGUUGAAAGUUUUGUCUCCUAUCAAGAAGACAAGAAUUAUUUAUAGAUAUUUGACAACAGCUCCAGAUAUUAAUAAAUGUGAAGGAACAAUAGAACUGCUAGGUAAUAAGUACCCAACUGAUGAGUGGACAAAUAUAACUCCAAAGAUUAUUUCAAAACUUGGACAAAAUCUCCAUGUUACGAAAAAUCACCCACUGUCGCAUGUGAGACAACGUAUUGUAAAUUAUUUCUACAAAGCUUAUACUAGUCAUACAGGGAGCCCAUUGUUUAGUGUUUAUGACAACUUGAGUCCAGUUGUGUCAGUUGCUCAAAAUUAUGAUUCGUUGCUUGUUCCAAUAGAUCAUCCCAGUCGAAAAAAAAGUGAUUGUUACUAUGUAAAUCAAGAUACAAUGCUAAGAGCGCACACCACAGCUCAUCAAUCUGAAUUGAUUACAAUGGGUCUAGAUAAAUUUCUUAUCAUUGGUGAUGUUUAUCGAAGAGAUGAAAUUGAUUCAACUCAUUAUCCAGUAUUUCAUCAAGUCGAUGGUGUACAUUUGUGUACCGUAAAUGAAGUAUUCCAGAAUGUGAAGGGUUCCAAUAAUAACUUAAAUAUUUUUGAGCAUAGAGGUGUUGAAAAUACUGAUAAACAAGGAUGUCAUACUUUGGAAGCUGUGAAAGUAAUGGAGCAUGAUUUGAAAACUGCAUUAGUAGGAUUAGCCAAAGAUCUAUUUGGGAAAGAUAUCAAAUGUCAAUGGGUUGAACAGUAUUUUCCUUUUACCCAUCCGUCUUGGGAACUAGAGGUCUUUUAUAAUGGAAAAUGGUUAGAGGUGCUUGGAUGUGGGAUAAUCAGGCAAGAAAUCCUACAUAAAUCUGGAACACCAGAUAGAAUUGGAUGGGCUUUUGGUCUUGGUAUCGAGAGGCUUGCAAUGUGUUUGUACUCAAUUCCAGACAUUAGGUUAUUUUGGAGCACUGAUAGUGGAUUUUUGAAUCAGUUUAUUACAAAUGAUGUGAACAAACCUAUUACUUACAAAGCCAUCAGUAUACAUCCACCCUGUAGCAAUGACAUAAGUUUCUGGUUGCCACAAGAAUCGUCAUAUUGCUCUAACGAUUUUUAUGAUCUCGUCAGAGAUAUUGCUGGCGAUACCGUCGAGCAAAUUCAGAUGGUAGAUGAAUUCAUCCAUCCAAAAACAAAAAAAGUCUCGCAUUGUUAUAGCAUUGUUUAUAGACAUAUGGAACGACCUUUAACACAGAAUGAAGUGAAUGAAAUUCACAAGAAAAUUGAAGAGAUGGCUAAAAAGCAGUUGAAUGUUAUUAUUCGCUAAUUAGAAUUGUUUAUUAGGUUUGUA
Phymastichus coffea is the source of this 1461-nucleotide messenger RNA. RefSeq names its product probable phenylalanine--tRNA ligase, mitochondrial (gene PheRS-m). The coding region runs from base 124 to 1437 and encodes 437 amino acids. Gene Ontology annotation, cellular component: cytoplasm; mitochondrion. The transcript has 4 exons. The record is from RefSeq and is a predicted model, not a curated record. Lineage: Eukaryota; Metazoa; Arthropoda; Insecta; Hymenoptera; Eulophidae. Gene Ontology annotation, biological process: phenylalanyl-tRNA aminoacylation. Gene Ontology annotation, molecular function: tRNA binding; phenylalanine-tRNA ligase activity; ATP binding.